AUGGCAGUAACAAAGAUUGGUAUUAAUGGAUUCGGACGUAUAGGACGUUUAGUUUUUAGAGCUGCAUAUGACAGGACUGAUAUUGAAGUUGUAGCGAUUAAUGACCCAUUUAUGGAUAUCAAACAUUUAUGCUACCUACUAGCGUACGACUCAGUUCAUGGUAAGUUCCCAUGUGAAGUUACACCAGGUGAUGGAAAGAUUAUUGUAGGUAAUAAAACAAUUAAUAUACAUAAUGAGAAGGAGCCAUCUCAGAUACCAUGGGGAAAAUACGGAAUUGAUGUUGUUUGUGAGUCAACUGGUGUGUUUUUAACAAAGGAAUUAUCAAGUGCACAUCUUAAAGGAGGAGCAAAGAAAGUUAUAAUGUCUGCACCACCAAAAGAUGAUACGCCAAUAUAUGUUAUGGGUAUUAAUCAUGAUAAAUAUGAUGGAAAACAACUUAUUGUUUCGAACGCAUCAUGUACCACAAAUUGUUUAGCACCUAUUGCCAAGGUACUUAAUGACAAAUUCGGUAUUAUUGAAGGUCUAAUGACAACUGUACAUGCAUCAACAGCCAACCAAUUAGUAGUUGAUGGACCAUCCAAAGGAGGUAAAGACUGGAGAGCUGGAAGGUGUGCAUUACUAAACAUUAUUCCAGCUUCUACUGGUGCAGCAAAAGCAGUUGGAAAAGUUCUUCCAGAAUUAAAUGGAAAAUUAACAGGUGUUGCUUUUAGAGUUCCAAUUGGUACCGUAUCAGUUGUUGAUUUAGUAUGUAGAUUACAAAAACCAGCCAAGUAUGAAGAAGUUGCUGCAGAACUUAAAAAAGCAUCUGAAGGUCCACUUAAAGGAAUUUUAGGUUAUACUGAUCAUGAAGUUGUAUCUCAAGAUUUUGUACAUGACAGCAGGUCAUCAAUCUUUGAUUUGAAAGCUGGUUUAGCAUUAAAUGACAAUUUCUUUAAAAUUGUCUCAUGGUAUGAUAACGAAUGGGGAUACUCAAAUCGUGUUCUGGAUUUGGCCGUCCACAUAUCCAAACAUUAA
Molecule: messenger RNA, 1014 nt
Organism: Plasmodium malariae
Lineage: Eukaryota; Apicomplexa; Aconoidasida; Haemosporida; Plasmodiidae
Gene: GAPDH
Product: glyceraldehyde-3-phosphate dehydrogenase, putative
Exons: 2
Coding region: 1-1014 (337 amino acids)
Biological process (GO): glucose metabolic process
Molecular function (GO): NAD binding; NADP binding; oxidoreductase activity, acting on the aldehyde or oxo group of donors, NAD or NADP as acceptor
Source: RefSeq, a predicted model, not a curated record